GCUCCGCAGUCCGGCGCAGCCCCGGACGGGAGAAGAUGGCGGAUCGAGCAGAGAUGUUCUCCCUUUCCACUUUCCACUCGCUCUCCCCACCGGGCUGCAGGCCCCCCCAGGACAUCAGCCUGGAGGAGUUUGAUGAUGAGGACCUGUCAGAGAUCACGGAUGACUGUGGCAUCGGGCUGAACUACGACUCCGACCACUACGAGAAGGACUGUCUGGUGCUGGAGCGCGGCGAGCAGCCGCACCCCGUCUGCACCUUCCAGGAUGACUUCCAAGAGUUUGAGAUGAUCGAUGACAACGAGGAGGAAGAAGAGGAAGAGGAGGAGGAGGAGGAGGGCAACGAGCUGGAAGCUCCACCAUCCCCUUCGGCCUCACCCAUCCCCUCGCCCGGCCUGGAGGAGACACAGAAACACCGACCCACCACCCUCAAUCUGACGGCGCCCGGCACCCAGGACACCCUGAACAACAACGGCAGCUUCGCACCACCUGCUCACCGCACCACCUGGCAGGACGCCCUUCUCCACUCCUCCUCCUCCUCCUCUUCCUCACAUACUGGACACUCGUCUCCGCACGCCUGCAUCCAAGAUGGACCCUGCCUGGAGAGCCCGAAGGGGCCGAGCCCUGGGGGGGCCGGGCAGCCCCCCGCCUCGCUGCAGCCCUCCCCCUUUGACUCGCAAGGCAACAGCCACGAGUCCCUGGCACAUGGUAACCCAUCGUCCCCGAGAGCCGGGGAAGAUUAUAACAUGAAUAUCAUCUCCUCUGCGCUCCGAGCACCGCACUCCCCAUCGCCCCUCCGUCAGACGCCCCCUAAACCGUCUCUUUCUCCAACAGGGCCUGCGGCUCCUCCCGGCUCCACCGCCGGCUCGCCGCCCCGGGCCCCCACCGAUGGCCACCGCGCUCCGCCAAAGCAGGAUGCGGCCGGUGGCCAGGACAGGCGAGCACCCAGCGAAGCCGGUGGCCCAGGGUUCCCCGUCACCCCUCACCAGCAGCCGGGCUCCCCGCGGCCCCGGGAGGAGCCGUUGGCCGGGGUUGUUGCCGAACGGCACGAUGGGCAAGUUGCCCGGCUACCGGGCGCCUACGUGCGCCCCGUGGGGCCGGCAGAGCUGCUCAGCUCCGACGGGGAAGGUCCCCAGCCCGGGCGGGCGGCCAGCAUGCGUGGGCAUCCCUCGGGCUCCUCGGAGACCACCUCGCCCUCCUCGGACCCCGGCAUCGAGGCUGACCUCACCAGCAGGACCACCAAACCCUUCCUGCCCGGCAGCCGGCACGGUGAAGAUCUCAGCUCGCCAGGCUCCGACUCGGAUGUGGAGGGGGAGAUCGAAGCGGCUUUUGCCAGCGGGCGCCUGGUCAGCAACAUGAUCUCCUCCAUCUCGGAGACAGAGCUGGACCUGAGCAGCGACAGCAGCAGCGGCAGGUCCUCCCACCUCACCAACUCCAUCGAGGAGGCCAGCUCACCCACCUCGGAAGCCGAGCUGGAGACGGAGCUGGAGGCACCCGGCCUGAUGGGCAUCAAGGACUCCUUGCUGCUGGACAAAGGCAAAGAAGAGGAGGAGGAGACCCUGGAGAGGGAGCUCCCGGAGCACGGCAUGGUGAGGCGGGAGAGCCUGGUGGAGCUGAAGAUGGAAGGCUAUUACGACAGCUUGAACCCGAUGGACCCCUCCGCACCCGCAGGCCAGACGGAUGUCUCCGUCUCCAGCCCUCUGGACCUGAAGAUCGACCCAGACCACAGCCUGGAGAGCAUCCGGCGCUCCUUCUAUCUGCCCGUUGGGCCCAAGCUGAUGCCCGAGGCGGAUGAGGAGGACAACAGUGAGUACGACUCCGACUCGGAGUCGGAGCCUGACCUGAGCGAGGACUCGGACUCACCCUGGCUGCUCAGCAACCUUGUCAACAAGAUGAUCUCAGAGGGUUCCUACCCCAUCAAGUGCCCGGAUGAGUGUUUCCAGCAGACCCACUCGCUCUGCGACACCAUCUCCCCGGCUUCCGACCUGGAGCCUGAGAUCCUAAGCGAGGCGCUGGAUGGGGAGCCCGGCUCGCGGGACUCCCCGGUGGAUCCAGGGGAGCCACCUGCCCUGCCCCACUGCCAGCGCGCCAUCGAGCUGGUGGACAUGGAGACGCUGCGCAGCUCCCUCCAACGCGCUGAGGACGAGCGGGCCCUGGGUGCCGUCACCGAGCCGGUGCCGGAGCUGCCUGUCGAUGAGCCGGGUCCUUUCCUCUUCAUGAGCAACCCCACCAAUGACACCAUCGCGCCCGUCUUCGCGGGGUGCCCUGUCACCCUUGACAGGCUGGGGGCCUCCGAGGUCUUGGCCACCUUCGGCUGCCGCUCUGGGCCACCACGCUCUCCUCCACGCAAUUCUCCUGGGACUGAGACCACCACCACCACCGCUGGGGAGCCCCAGAGCACUGAGGCACCGCCGGAUGACUGGGCUGUUGACCGGGACCUGGACUCGGGUGUCCUGGAGGCCGAUGACAUGAUCGAUGACGUCCGGUUAGCGCCCCAGGGACAGGACCCUGAUGCCUGCCUGCCCACCCUUGAUGUGUCCACCGCCAAGACCAACCGUGGCUUCACCAUGGCUUAUUCCACGGAUGAGGAUGAGACGCCCUACUUGAAGGGCUCCCCCUUUGCCGAGGAUGCGCUACGGGGAGGCUUCGGUGGGGAGCUGCCGCCGGCUCCCGGGACGCUGGAGCCGCGGGCGCUGGAUGAGUCCUUGGCCUACGACUCGGUGAAGUACACACUGGUGGUAGACGAGCACACGCAGCUGGAGCUGGUGAGCCUGCGGCGCUGCACCUCGGUGCUGAGCGAUGACAGCGACCUGCUCCGCGCCUGCGACCGCUGUGACCUGGAGGAUGAGGCGACCUUUGGGGAUGGGUUGGUGGCCCCCGACGCCCAUAGCUCCUCCGAGGACUCGUCCCCCGAGGCAGACCUGCAGUUCUCCAAGAAGUUCCUCAAUGUCUUUGUCAACAGCACCUCCCGCUCCUCCAGCACAGAAUCCUUCGGGCUGUUCUCCUGCAUGGUGAACGGGGAGGAGAGGGAGCAAACCCACCGGGCUGUCUUCAGGUUCAUUCCUCGCCAUGAGGAUGAGCUGGAGUUGGAUGUGGAUGACCCCAUCCUGGUGGAGCUGGAGGAGGAUGACUACUGGUACCGGGGCUACAACAUGCGGACGGGCGAGAGGGGCAUCUUCCCCGCCUUCUACGCCCAUGAGGUCGUUGGCCAAGCCAAGGACACCAUUGGCCUGAAGAGGAACCCGUGUUGGGUGGAGAGAUUCAACGUGCAGUUCCUGGGCUCGGUGGAGGUGCCGUACCACCAGGGCAACGGCAUCCUCUGCGCCGCCAUGCAGAAGAUUGCCACCACCAGGAAGCUGACGGUUCACCUGCGCCCACCGGCGAGCUGCGACCUGGAGAUCACGCUGCAGGGCAUCAAGCUCAUCCUGACCGUCACCGAGUACAGCCGGGAUGAGGAGUUCGAGCGCUGCAGCCACUUCUUCCAGAUGAAGAACAUCUCCUUUUGUGGGUGUCACCCCAGAAACAGCUGCUACUUUGGGUUCAUCACCAAGCACCCAGUGCUGAGCCGCUUCGCCUGCCACGUCUUCGUCUCCCAGGAAUCCAUGCGGCACGUCGCCGAGUGCGUCGGCCGAGCUUUUCAGGAAUAUUACCAGGAGCACCUGGAGUACGCCUGCCCCACAGAGGACAUUUACCUGGAGUAAGGGGUGGGGGGGGGCAGGCAUGGUGUCUCCUGCUUUCGCACCCCAAUCCAGCCCCACUGAUGGCCAGAGACUCUGUCUGACCCCACAACCAGCCGGCUUGGCCCCCCCCCGCACACGCUCCAGCCCACGGACUCCCCACACAUCCUCACCGCUUUUUUUGGGGGGGGGGGG
Cuculus canorus (common cuckoo) is the source of this 3866-nucleotide messenger RNA. RefSeq names its product mitogen-activated protein kinase 8 interacting protein 2 (gene MAPK8IP2). The transcript is spliced from 12 exons. Gene Ontology annotation, biological process: regulation of JNK cascade. The coding region runs from base 36 to 3695 and encodes 1219 amino acids. The record is from RefSeq and is a predicted model, not a curated record. Gene Ontology annotation, cellular component: cytoplasm. Gene Ontology annotation, molecular function: protein binding. Lineage: Eukaryota; Metazoa; Chordata; Aves; Cuculiformes; Cuculidae.